CCCUCCACUGGUCUACCUUUCCCAGAGAGCACCUGGGUUUCUUCUGAAGCCUCCAGCACCUGUCCACCUGCCAGGGCCUCUCUGGAGCAGCCAUGAAGUCCCUCAUCCUGGUCUUUUGCUUAGCUCAGCUCUGGGGCUGCCAUGCCGUCUCGCCGCCUAUGAUAGGUCUGCUUUAUAGAGAGGUGAACUGUGAUGACCCAGAAUCAGAGCAAGCAGCCAUGGUGGCCAUGGACUACCUCAACAAGAACCUUUUUCGGGGCUACAAGCACGCCUUGAACAGGAUUGAAAAAGUGAAGGUGUGGCCUCGGCGGCCCUUUGGAGAGGUGUUUGAGAUGGAACUAGACACGCUGGAAACCACCUGCCAUGCACUGGACCCCACCCCCGCAGCCAACUGCUCUGUGCGGCCACUGGUGGAGCACGCUGUGGAAGGAGACUGUGAUUUCCGUGUGCUGAAACAGGCCGGCCAGUUUACUGUAUUGUCCGUAAAAUGUGAUUCCAGUCCAGACUCCAGAGAGGACUUGAAAAAGAUGUGCCCAGACUGCCCCGUGCUGGCCCCGCUUAAUCACACCAAGGUGGUGCAUGCUGCAGACGCUGCUCUGAAAGCUUUCAACACUCAAACUAAUGGCUCCUAUUUCCAGCUUGUGGAACUUACCCGGGCUAACAUUGGGUAUUUAUCACGUACGACCUAUGUGGAGUUUGCAAUGGCUGCCACUGACUGUGCUGCUCAAGAGGUCACAGACCCAACCAAAUGUAACUUACUGGCAGAAAAGCAAUAUGGUUUCUGUAAGGGGACAGUCACUGAGAUCCCUCGUCAGGAAAAAGUUUCAGUGACCUGUACAGUGUUCCCACCACAGACUCAACCAGACAACAGCCCUGUGGCUUCACCUCCUCCAGCUACCCUGCUCGCAGCUCCUGAGGCAUUGGGACCCCUGCCACCCCUGCCGGCGAACCGGGCACACCAUGACCUUCGCUACUUCCUCAUGGGUACAGCCUCAGUGGAGUCUGCCUCAGGAGAAGCAGGGAAAGCACCCAGUGUGGUGCAGCCUAGCGUGCCUGUUGCUGCCGGUCCAGUGGUCCACCCUUGCCCCGGGAGAUACAGACACUUCAAGGUCUAGAUGAGAAGACUGGCAGAGAGAACAUAGCUACCAUUUUGUCCAAGUUUGAGUAAGGGUAGGGGCCUUGUCUGCUACCAAGGCAAGUGCUAUUACAUGUGGUCUAGAUUAAUAUCAAGUCUUGAAUUCCAAUUCUCUUCCUUCUUCAGAAAACAGAAGCAAAGGGUACGAUGGUUAUGUUUGAUGAAAGGCAUAAGGCUAGCAACUUAUCAUUGUUCUGAUACUAAGCCACCACCAUUAUGUUCUCUGCCUUCUUUGACCUCACAAAAACAAUUGUAACAGUGACUUUCAGAGGUGCUCUUGCCAAACUUAUAUUUGCUUGUUAAUAAAAGUGUCAGAAGUAUCUUCCUGAAUAAAGAAGGUUCUAAGCAGAAA
Pipistrellus kuhlii (Kuhl's pipistrelle) is the source of this 1487-nucleotide messenger RNA. RefSeq names its product alpha 2-HS glycoprotein (gene AHSG). Gene Ontology annotation, cellular component: blood microparticle; extracellular matrix; extracellular region. Gene Ontology annotation, biological process: negative regulation of endopeptidase activity. The transcript has 7 exons. Bases 93 to 1115 code for a protein of 340 amino acids. NCBI's taxonomy places the organism in Eukaryota, Metazoa, Chordata, Mammalia, Chiroptera, Vespertilionidae. The record is from RefSeq and is a predicted model, not a curated record. Gene Ontology annotation, molecular function: cysteine-type endopeptidase inhibitor activity.